CUUUAUACAUCUCGGUGGUCAGCUUGGUGUAGUCACAUUUAAUCAGUGAUAGGUGUUGAUGCGAUAUGAUGACGUUACAAAUGACCAUCAAGACAUGGUCACCGAAGUUAGUGUAGUUUGUACCAUGCAUCAUUAGCUCAUCAACAAUAACUUUCAGUGAUGUGGACGGUGAAGGAGGUCGGUUUGGGUGUGGUGGCUGUCGCUUUAAGCCUGGAGCUGAUCGUCUUGCUCGUCCGCCGCCUCAAGCCUCGAAGAACCCUCAACGAGGUCCUCUUCUUUCCCACGGAGACGGUCUGUGUGGAGCACAUCUUCACUUCCAGUUCAUCUGAUACCUGCCUCUGCUCGCUGGCUCAUGGUGUGGAGUCCUCUUUUACCCGUCUUCUGCGACACAUCCUGUCUGCUUCCUCCUCUCUGGACCUGUGUAUCUUUGCCUUUUCCAACAUGGACCUGAGCAGGGCUGUAUGCAUGCUGCACAGAAGGGGGGUCACCAUUCGGGUCAUUGUUGACAAGGACUACGUUGCCAUCUCUUGUUCCCAGAUCGGGGUCCUUCGCAAGGCCGGGAUCUGUGUGCGCUGCAGCGUGGACUCUGUGUUCAUGCAUCACAAGUUUUCGGUGGUGGACGGACGCCUGCUUAUCACCGGCUCCCUCAACUGGACGCUGUCAGCAGUGCAGGGGAACAUGGAGAACAUCCUCGUCACCGAGGAGCCAGACCUGGUGAAACCCUUCAUCAAGGAGUUCCACAAGUUGUGGGCGCACAAUGAUCCGGCACGACACCACCGCUCGAGUGACCAAAACCCCGCUCACUUUACAGCUAGGGCUUAAGAUUGUAAGGUUGGCAACAAAGUGUUUUAUCUUCUUUUAUUUUUUGUGAUGUCGCCUCUAGUUUUGAGCGUCUUGUUUACGUUAAAGUGAAGUUACCGCUCAAGAUGAUGCCACUUAAUUUCAAAUAUAUCUCGGAAGAAAACUUAUCUCCUAUAGAGUAACGUAUGAAUAACGUUUCGUAUGAAACUGUAUCAGGCUCAUUCUACAGUUGAGAGUGCCUUUUUGGUUUAGUUUUUUCAUGUUUUAUAAAGAACAAUGACUAGAAAUAGUAGAAGUAGUUGAACCAUUCACAGGCAUAAGAAGAUAGCUGACCUUCAAAACCCUGCAAUGAGAAAUAUCCACAACACAGAUUUGGUCCAGUUCUAAGGGGACUCCUUCUGUUAAGUUCUUAAGUUAAGGAUAAGUUCUUAAAAAGUGUUUAAAUUCCGUCAAUAUCUACCCACCCUUGUGCUGAUGGAAGGUCAGGUAAUGUUUUCUAGUCCAUAAAACAUUUCUGGAACAGCAGAACAGUGUUGCAGCAUUCUCCUAAACAACUGAAGUAGAUAGGGACUUUUUUUAAAAUGUAAAAAAAUAAGUAAAUUAAAUGGCUCCAGUGCUCGUCCUGAGUCUACAGAAGCAACGGGAUCCCAAAUUAAUUUGAAAAGGUGCUAUUCGCACCCUUUCUUUACUUCAGUUGCUAGGCUAAAAGCGUUAGCUCACCUGCACCUCAAGGGUAUAAAUUACAUCUUUUCACAUCAGUUUGGGAUCUCAAGGCAUCUAGGGACUUGGAUUACGCUGGACAAGCUGUAGGGAAUUUUUUUUUUGUUACUAAUAUUUAUUUUUUAUUUUUUUUACAUUUUAGAAGAAGUCCCCGUCUACUUCAGUCAUUUAGGAGAAUGCUGCAAUAUUGUUUUGCUUUGAAGCUCCAGAAAUGUUUUUGUGGACUAUGAAACUUCACCUGACUUUCCAUCAGCAUGUGGGUGAAAAGAAUUUUUGUUUUUGGGUAAACGUAUCUUUUAGUGUUUUUUAAGUUUACAUCACAGGUUGACAUUAGGCAGUAUAACAGUUCUCCAGUCAGGUUGUCAGUUUAAUACGCUCUCUUCAUGGUCAUCAUAUAAUCUAUCUAUAUAUAUACAUAUAUAUAUAUAUAUAUAUAUAUAUAUAUAUAUAUAUAUAUAUAUAUAUAUAUAUAUAUAUAUAUAUAUAUAUAUAUAUAUAUAUAUAAUCGAGGAAUCUGAGUUUCAUGUCUUUGUUUGAUAAACAAUCCAGAGUUUACAUGUGUAUAUUUCUAAUUUACACUGUCUGGGCUGGGGGAAAAACACUGUAUAGUUCAGGGUGUGCUUCUGCUGUCUCAGGGAAGAUGUUGUGCCAAGCACUAAUAAAACUCCUCUUCCACACUGCA
Molecule: messenger RNA, 2203 nt
Organism: Acanthopagrus latus (yellowfin seabream)
Lineage: Eukaryota; Metazoa; Chordata; Actinopteri; Spariformes; Sparidae
Gene: pld6
Product: phospholipase D family, member 6
Exons: 4
Coding region: 160-822 (220 amino acids)
Biological process (GO): piRNA processing
Cellular component (GO): mitochondrion
Molecular function (GO): RNA endonuclease activity producing 5'-phosphomonoesters, hydrolytic mechanism
Source: RefSeq, a predicted model, not a curated record